GCGUUAAAUAAUUUUUCCGGCCAUAUUGUAUCGAAUGAGUUCGUGAAAUCACUGGCUGAUAUAGAGCCAAAAUAAUUCUUCCAACAUCGGCAAGUUGAGAAGAUAAAAACCGUAAAAUUAUAUAAUGGAGAAUUCCUACGGCAUCGGUGUACGCAAUAGAUACGCUCUGUUUUUAGAUGAUGAAUCCGAUCCCUUAGAAUUACUUAAAGAAAAAGAGCAGGAAAAAGAACAGAAGAAGAAGACUAAAGUAGCCGAAAAAGAAAACAAAGCGAAAACGGAAAUUCCACUUAAAGGCAAGCCGGUCAUCAACCAGAAAAAGGUAGUGAAAGAAACGCCAGUGCAGAAACCGGCGGUCGUCGAUAAUAAACGUGAUCGUGAAGAUUUUAAACCUGCCCACCCACGGACGAAUGUUGAAGGUAAAGUAGACAGAAAUCUCAAUAAAUUUAGUAAUGAAAACCGAGAGGAACGAAAUAAUAGGAGAAAUCGGGAGGAAAGGACUUUCAAUGGUUCUGUGGAAGGCAAUCGUGACCGUGAGGACCGACCUAGGAGAGAAAAUUUGGGCGAAAAUUUUGAAAACCGAAACCGCGCACCUAGAAAUUUCCAGAAUAAAGAGGGCGGAGUGAGGGGACCCGGGGGAGGACCAAAAGGACGUAAUUUUGAUAAUCGACGUGGCAAACGAGAAUUUGAUAGGCAAAGCGGAUCCGAUAAGACUGGAGUGAAACCUGUGGAAAAGCGCGAUGGAGGCGGUGCCCAUAAUUGGGGUUCUCAUAAGGAUAUUAUUGAAGAAGUGGACAAGUCUGUUGAAAUUGACGCGUCUUGGGGAGUUGAAAGUGACAAAAAUGACUCUGGCAUAUCAACAGUGGAGAAUAAGGAAACUACCGAAGGGGAAGUCGAAGCCGCGCCCGAAGUGGAACCGAAAGAAUUAACUUUAGAUGAAUAUAAAGCUCAACAACGCGCUGGUCGCGUUAAACCACAAUAUAAUAUACGUAAAGCUGGCGAAGGCGAAGAUCAAACUCAAUGGAAGAAAAUGUACGAAUUGAAAAAGAAGGAAAACACCGAGGAGGAGAGCGAGGAGGAAGAAUUUGAGGCAUCCGAAAACCCACAACGUGUAGGCCGACAAAAGCACAUCUUGGACAUAGACAUUCACUUUAACGAUACUAGACGUGGGGGGGCAGGCGGGCGAGGUAGGGGAAUGAGAGCGGGACGAUAUCCACGUCCUAACAGAGGAGGAGGGGGAGCAGGAGGAGGAGAUAGGCAGCGUUUUAGAGGCCACGAUGAUCAGGUUAACGAUGUUCAAGAAGACGUCUCGCAUAGGAAUGCUCCGAAGGUUGAUGAUGAACGUGAUUUUCCCUCUCUCGGUUAAUUAAGUCCCCGUUUUAUAAUUGUUCAAAAAAUAAUGAAAAACAAUGUUUCAGUCUGUUACAUUGGUGCACACACCUCUAGUAGCCAAAAAAGUGAAUAAUCAUGUUAUUAGUAAUUGUAGUAAAAAAAGAGUAACUACUUUUAGAUGGCAGUCGGCAGUUGAUUAAAGGUUACUAGUCUGCAGUUUUUACAGUUAUUCUUGGCUACUCAUGUGGUGCUGUCAUGACAAUAUGGUUUUAAUAAAAAUUAUUUGGCCCUUUGAAAUGUGUAUUUACAUGUUGCUCGUAAGUAGGUCAUAUUUACACUUGAAUGAUAUUAGUUUCAAGUUACUAAAGCAGGGCUUUUUGAAUCAAAUUUGACAUCAUCACAUGUAACUUAAAUUUUGCUUUAGUGUAAUUGAUUAAAAGUGCCGUUGUCAUAUUAUAUACAUAAUAUACUUUUGAAUUUAACGCUUAUGUUUUUGUAUGUAAAGCCAAAUUAUUUCUUCGUACUUGACUGACUGUAUUAUUGGAAAUCUGAUACUUUACCAAUGCUUUGGAAGUACCUUUCAUAUUGUUACAUAAUUCAUUUUAAUUUACAAACAACUUUCAAGCUUGGUGUCGUGUCUUUUCUACUGUAAUUGUAUAUAGAAGGGUUAAUUGAAUCUAAAUGCAUUUUCAAUCCUGUUUAUUGACAAAUUUAUGGUUAUUGCUGCUGGGUGGUUCAGCUUUCACAUCAAUUCAAUAUUCACAUAAUGGCAACUUAGAUAUGGGAACCAGGUAAUAAUAAAAACAAUUCUCAGAUUAGCUAUUGCUGUACCCCCAUAUGAACUGCUUGGAGUGUGAUACUGUAAAUUUAACUUUGAUCAAGCCUGGGAUUUCUUUUUAUUUUCGAAGGAUAGAAAGAGUUAGGUAGGUUUUUACUUCACAAGCGUGGAGUAUUUUGUUAUUUUGAACUGAAAGUUGUUAACAUUAUGUCAAAUAGUUAUUAUUUUCUUUCGCAUGGCCCUUUUUUUUCUGCUGUAUGAAUGGAACUUAAAAUUAGUUAAUUGUAAAUAUUUGUCGAAAUUGUAACGUUUAUCCAUCAGGUUUGUGUUGAUUUAAAAUUUUAAAUGAUUCGAUCGAAGUAGUAACUUUUUUUGUUUUAUUAGUUUCUUCGAACUGUACGAAAUUUAUUUAUAUUGUAAUAUUUUGUUAAAUGAGUGAUGGGUAAUUUGUUUAUGACGCACAGUUCGGCGAAGCUAAUAAUUUGUUAUCAUUUUUGUAAAGGUAUUCUAAUUGCGCAUUGUUUACAUUUCUUGGCUUCUUUAGUAAUUUAGUUUUAGAAUAAGUUUUAUAAUUAUGAACCAUGUUUCUGAAAUAUUGUGAGCGUGGCCAUUGUAAUAACAUUAUUUAUGCUGCUUGAAUUUGUUACUAUCUUGAAAUAUGCGAGUAUAGGAAGUGUUAGUGAGUGGUAUUCAUUAAUCGAGAAGACACUAAAUUUUGUGAUGUAACACAAGUUCUAAUAUUCUUGUUUUUUUUUUUUAAUAAAAUGGUUCCUUUUAAGUUCGGGA
This is a messenger RNA of Photinus pyralis (common eastern firefly), 2893 nucleotides long. RefSeq names its product plasminogen activator inhibitor 1 RNA-binding protein-like. The coding region runs from base 125 to 1363 and encodes 412 amino acids. NCBI's taxonomy places the organism in Eukaryota, Metazoa, Arthropoda, Insecta, Coleoptera, Lampyridae. Gene Ontology annotation, cellular component: nucleus; cytoplasm. Gene Ontology annotation, molecular function: RNA binding. The record is from RefSeq and is a predicted model, not a curated record. The transcript has 8 exons.